AAGGGCGGCGGAAGUGACGUCGGGAGAGUGGUCGCGGCUGGGGCUCGAGCGGCGAUGGACAAUUCGGCCAAGGAGCGGGAGGCAAUGGGCCUGAUGGCCGAGGCCGAGAAGAAGGUCCGCUCGGCCCGAUCCUUCAUGGCGUCCUUGUUCGGGGGAUCGUCUAGAUUAGAAGAAGCAUGUGAAAUGUAUGCCAGGGCUGCAAACAUGUUUAAGAUGGCCAAAAACUGGAGUGCUGCAGGUAAUGCCUUCUGUGAGGCUGCUAAACUCCACCUCCACUUGCAGAGCAAACAUGAUGCAGCUACAAACUUUGUGGAUGCAGGAAAUGCCUUCAAAAAAGCUGAUCCCCAAGAGGCCAUUAAUUGUUUGAACAGGGCUAUAGAGAUUUAUACAGAUAUGGGUCGGUUCACAAUUGCAGCGAAGCAUCACAUAUCAAUAGCGGAGAUUUACGAGAGCGAGUUGGUGGACAUCGAGAAGGCAAUUGCACAUUAUGAGCAGGCAGCUGAUUAUUACAAAGGCGAAGAGUCUAACAGUUCUGCAAACAAGUGCUUACUGAAAGUCGCUACAUAUGCUGCGCAGCUUGAACAGUAUCCCAAAGCUGUAGAGAUAUACGAGCAGGUAGCCACUACAGCCAUGGACAGCCCGCUCCUGAAGUACAGUGCGAAAGAAUAUUUCUUUAAAGCUGCUCUCUGCCACUUCUGUAUUGAUAUGUUAAAUGCUAAGUUGGCAGUUUCGAAAUAUGAGGAAAUGUUUCCAGCUUUCUCCGAUUCCAGGGAAUGCAAACUGGUCAAGAAGUUGCUUGAUGCUUUUGAAGAACAGAAUGUCGAUGGCUACACCGAUGCAGUGAAGGAGUAUGAUUCCAUCUCUCGGUUGGACCAGUGGUUGACUACAAUGCUUCUACGCAUCAAGAAGACCAUUCAGGGAGAAGAGAGUGAUUUGCGUUAAGGAGUAGCAGUUCAUUAUACAUGACAACUGAAGCGGGGGGAGAAACGUCAAAACCUAACCAGUGAGGGGGUGGGGAGUGUAGGAUGGAUAAAAGUUCUAAAAAUCAAAAACUAUAGAAUGCCAAUCAGAACUGCAGUGUCCUUCCAAAAUUGGAAGUGUUUGGACAAUUGUUUUGCAUUUACCAGUCAUGCUCCCAGAUUCACUGGGCACGUGCUCUGCUUCCUGAAACAAUCCUGUUGUAAGCUAAACUUUCGCUCCCCCUCUUUUUUUAACUCUCCUUCUCACCAAAUUUGUGUAUAAAUGCUGUUUGCCUGUUUUAAAUUUAUAGCAUUAACUUGACACAUAACAAAAAUAACUUUAAGCAAAGCUGAGGUCUACAGUGAAACUAGAGAAAGAGAAAAAAUGCCUGGUGAUUGCACAGUCCAUCAGCAUGUGUGUUUGAUCUGCUAAUCUAUUAAUAAAAAUAACUCCUGAAAUCCCACCUAAAAACUGGAGUGUGGGCCUUUGGGAUUGUCUUUAGCAGUGAUUCCAGCUGCAGUCAUAGCUAGUUGUCCUUUGCUAUCUAAGGCUCAUGUGCAUUCCUGCUGGGACUGGUUAGCCCAGAGAGUAAGAGAAAUGAUUUUUGGCGAUAUUGGCCCAAAUAAUGGGUGGUGUUGAGGGGAGGGGUGAUAUUGUCCUGGUGGUAAAUUAGACUGCACCCAUGUUUUAACCUGAAAUUUCUUUGUGUGCUACUCAGCGAGUGCUAUUGAAUAUUUUCUCCAGUAUUUAAUUGCUCUUUUUGGGUGCAUUUAAGGGCAGCAAUUUUUCCCAGCCUGUGCAGACAUGUCUGCACAUUACUUAGAGCCCUCAGGGCAAUGUACAUUUACUGUGCAAGGGAGUUUAAUGGGUGAAGCCCAGAUCUUAAAUGGGGAAGUGUAUGUGUGUGUGUGUGUGUGUGCCGGUUAGACAUACAGCUGAUUGCAACCAUUGUAAAAAUGCACAAUAUCAUUAUAAUUUUUAAAUCUGAAUAAAUGAAGUUUUGCCCAA
Stegostoma tigrinum is the source of this 1968-nucleotide messenger RNA. Its product is annotated as alpha-soluble NSF attachment protein. Gene Ontology annotation, biological process: regulation of synaptic vesicle priming; synaptic transmission, glutamatergic; intracellular protein transport. The transcript has 10 exons. Gene Ontology annotation, cellular component: terminal bouton; vacuolar membrane; synaptobrevin 2-SNAP-25-syntaxin-1a complex. Lineage: Eukaryota; Metazoa; Chordata; Chondrichthyes; Orectolobiformes; Stegostomatidae. The coding region runs from base 55 to 942 and encodes 295 amino acids. The record is from RefSeq and is a predicted model, not a curated record. Gene Ontology annotation, molecular function: soluble NSF attachment protein activity; syntaxin binding.